AUGAAAUGGGACAUGAUACAGCGCGUCAUCGACGGCGGCAAGCACGACUGGGUCUGGUGGAUUGAUUUCGAUACGCUGUUUACGAACACGACGACCCGGGUUGAGGAUAUCAUACAUGACAGUUUAUCCAACGUUACUGCGCCGGAGGAGAUCGACGUUCUGCUCACCGACGACUGGUGCGUGUUGAGCUCGAGCUCGGAUAGAGAUGAGUCGAUGCGCGAUUACCUGAAACUGGAAGGACCGCUGACGAAGCAUGCGAUGAGGAUAUCACAGUAUAAAAUCAACGCAUUCCCUGAAGAGAUCCUGUGUAAUGACAAUUUGUCGAAGAGUUGGCAGAAGGCCAUGUUUGUGAUACAUUUUGCGGGGGCUUGGGCACAUGUGAAGGAGAAGGAUCCGACGGGGUUUUUGAUGCGGAAGUACGAGCGGGAGAUUAUUUGGGAUACGAAGUAG
This is a messenger RNA of Lindgomyces ingoldianus, 450 nucleotides long. RefSeq lists its product as uncharacterized. Bases 1 to 450 code for a protein of 149 amino acids. Gene Ontology annotation, biological process: protein N-linked glycosylation. Gene Ontology annotation, cellular component: Golgi membrane. The transcript is spliced from 2 exons. The record is from RefSeq and is a predicted model, not a curated record. Lineage: Eukaryota; Fungi; Ascomycota; Dothideomycetes; Pleosporales; Lindgomycetaceae. Gene Ontology annotation, molecular function: glycosyltransferase activity.